CAGAGACCUGCGGGCAUGGGCCGCGCCGCCGCCUGCUCCCCGGGUCGUCGCGGGCAGCGGCGCCGGUUGCCGGCCGGGCGACGGCGCCGAGCCCCUCGAAGGCGGAGGGCUCGGAUAUGCCGUCGCAGGAGGGCGCGCCCCCGGCGGAGGAGGCCAGCUCCUGAGAGCCCUGGGCUAGCGGGACCCCCGACCGGGGAGAGCGGCUGCGCCACUGAAUCCCAAGACCCGUGCGCGUCCCGCGACGACUGGCGCUGUGCUCGCUCCAUGCACGAAUUCUCAGCCAAGGACAUCGACGGGCGCAUGGUUAACCUGGACAAGUACCGGGGCCACGUGUGCAUCGUCACCAAUGUGGCCUCGCAAUGAGGCAAGACUGAAGUAAACUACACUCAGCUGGUCGACCUGCACGCCCGAUACGCCGAGUGUGGUUUACGGAUCCUGGCCUUCCCUUGCAACCAGUUUGGGAGGCAGGAGCCAGGGAGUAAUGCGGAGAUCAAAGAGUUUGCCGCUGGCUAUAACGUCAAAUUCGAUAUGUUCAGCAAGAUCUGUGUAAAUGGGGACGAUGCCCACCCUCUGUGGAAAUGGAUGAAAGUCCAGCCCAAGGGGAGGGGCAUGCUGGGAAACGCCAUCAAAUGGAACUUCACCAAGUUCCUCAUUGACAAGAAUGGCUGUGUGGUGAAGCGGUAUGGUCCCAUGGAAGAGCCCCUGGUAGGUGCCUGUCCGGGGAGCCCGCUGGGGGGACUCAGGAAAAGGCGCCCCUCACCUCCUUCUCCCCCGCAGGUGAUAGAGAAGGACCUGCCAUGCUACCUCUAGCUCCACAAGGUGCUGCCCCUACCCAAACCUGCUGCCUGUGUUCCGAGGAGCCUUCCCCCGGUGCCUAUGACGGUCUGUCUGAAAACCAGCCCCUGGUGGGGCAGACCCGAGAACCUGGCGUGCACUCCUGCCGGAGGAAGGUCCCUUGGCCUGGCUGUGGCUUGGCAACCCCACCCCUGGCUGCCUUGUGGGAAUAAAAUGUACAACACAACACA
Odocoileus virginianus texanus is the source of this 1025-nucleotide messenger RNA. Lineage: Eukaryota; Metazoa; Chordata; Mammalia; Artiodactyla; Cervidae. The record is from RefSeq and is a predicted model, not a curated record.